CAUUCUGUUUGUUCUGACUGAGCAGCCACUCACCCAGACUGCAGGUGAUCCAGAAGGUCUCUGGUUUGCCUCUCUGCCUAGUUAAAAGAACUUCACACAAUUUUUCUAAGACGUUAUAAAAUGUCUACUGAUACAGCGGAAGCAACAAAAGCCAAGAUGCCAGAUAAACUGGAGCCAACUAAAGGAAAGUCACAUGAUUCUGACAAGAAGGUCGACAAUAAGGUAACACUGAAUGGAAGUGAUGGACAGCAGGACAACCUCAUGACUGGACAGCCAAGCAACUCCAGAAACAAAGCAGCAACUAUUAUAUUCACACUGAAGAAUGAAGUGGGGGGGCUGAUCAGAGCUCUGAAACUUUUCCAGGAAAAACACGUCCAUCUGGUUCAUAUUGAGUCUCGCAAGUCCAAACGGAGAGAUUCAGACUUUGAGAUCUUCAUAAACUGUGAUUCAGAGCAUGAACAACUGAAGGAGCUGACCGAGCUGCUGAGGACACACACCGACAUAGUGGAAAUGACUCCGUCUAGAAGCUCUUCUUUACUACAUGAUGGUUUGGAAAGUGUUCCCUGGUUUCCUACAAGGAUUUCGGAUUUGGACCUGUGCGCCAACAGGGUUUUAAUGUACGGCUCUGAAUUAGAUGCAGAUCACCCGGGAUUUAAAGACCAAAUUUACCGUAAAAGGAGGAAGUAUUUUGCUGAUUUGGCUAUGAACUUCAAACAUGGUGAUCAGAUUCCUCGUAUCAACUACACGGCAGAGGAGGUGCGGACCUGGGGCGUGGUGUUUCAGGAGCUUAACAAGCUGUAUCCCAGCCAUGCCUGCAAGGAGUAUCUGAAGAAUCUUCCUCUGCUGACCAGAUACUGUAAAUACAGUGAGAACAACAUCCCUCAGUUGGAGGAUGUGUCACGCUUCCUCAUGGAGCGCUCAGGUUUCAGCAUCCGGCCGGUAGCAGGCUACCUCUCUCCAAGAGAUUUCCUAGCAGGGCUCGCUUUCAGGGUGUUCCACUGCACUCAGUAUGUCCGUCAUGGCUCAGAGCCUUUGUACACACCUGAACCGGACACAUGCCAUGAGGUGUUGGGCCACGUUCCUCUCCUGGCAGAGCCCAGCUUCGCUCAGUUCUCCCAAGAGCUUGGUUUAGCAUCGCUUGGCGCUUCAGAUGAAGACGUGCAGAAACUUGCCACAUGUUAUUUCUUCACGGUGGAGUUCGGCCUGUGUAAGCAGGAUGGAGGCCUGAGAGCCUAUGGAGCUGGACUCCUCUCCUCAGCUAGUGAACUCAAGCAUGCUCUGUCUGGGGAGGCCAACAUCCGCCCGUUCGAUCCCGUGGUAACCUGCAACCAGGAGUGCAUGAUAACCACAUUCCAAGAUGUUUACUUUGUGGCUGAAAGUUUCGAAGAAGCCAAGAACAAAAUGAGGGAGUUUGCCAAAACCCUUAAGCGUCCAUUCACAGUGAACUACAACCCCUACACUCAGAGUGUGGACCUUCUGAGGGAUACCUCCAACAUCAACAAUAUGGUGAAAGAUAUCCGGCAUGAGCUGGACAUUGUUGAAGAUGCCUUGCGUCGUCUCGGCAAACUCCAGAGAGACUGAAGAGUCAAAAUUGCAAAUUAGCAGUCUCCAAACUAUUUAAAUGUGGUUGUUGGUUGUGCUCUGUCUCUUUUUUUUUGCUUGUGGACAUGAUGCUGCAUAUGCUAAAAUAAUCAAUUGAUGUUUUAUUAAGUUAUGAUAUGAGAUGUAAAAGGUGAAAAUGUCUGUAGUUUCACAUUGAAGAAAUUUGACUGUUGAGCUUGUAAGCCUUCUGUUCAGCAGAAGGCGUACAAGUACCACCCUAAGGACAAACAGUUUGAAACAGUGAAGCAGGACUUAAAAUCAGUUUGUUGUUAUAAAAUGUGCUACAUUAGAAGUUCAUGUAACAAUUUCAAAGUUCAAGUUAAAAAUGAAUGGGAAAAAGUUGGAAAACUUUUCAAAACAGACCCGUGGCAUAAAAAAUCCAGUGGGAAAGUUGUAAACAGGAGGUUUCUAAUCCUGAAAUCCAAAAUGACUGCACUGAAAAUAUCUGUUUCGCACAAAAUACAAACAACCCUACUUUAGUGAACAUGUUGCUGCAGUGUUUAAAAUAACAAAAUAGAAGAAAAUUCAUUGCUCACCACCUGCAUUGCUACUAGUAGAGGAUUCCUUGGAAUUGGAAUUGCAAUUAAGUUGGACUUGGUGUCAUUCUCAGAUUAAAGCGCUGACUUGAAGACCGCA
Messenger RNA from Xiphophorus hellerii (green swordtail), 2238 nucleotides. RefSeq names its product tryptophan 5-hydroxylase 1-like. Lineage: Eukaryota; Metazoa; Chordata; Actinopteri; Cyprinodontiformes; Poeciliidae. The record is from RefSeq and is a predicted model, not a curated record. Gene Ontology annotation, cellular component: neuron projection. The coding region runs from base 121 to 1581 and encodes 486 amino acids. The transcript has 11 exons. Gene Ontology annotation, molecular function: iron ion binding; tryptophan 5-monooxygenase activity. Gene Ontology annotation, biological process: aromatic amino acid metabolic process; serotonin biosynthetic process.